Molecule: messenger RNA, 1495 nt
Organism: Glossina fuscipes
Lineage: Eukaryota; Metazoa; Arthropoda; Insecta; Diptera; Glossinidae
Exons: 1
Coding region: 135-1418 (427 amino acids)
Cellular component (GO): nucleus
Source: RefSeq, a predicted model, not a curated record
GUUUAGUUUAUUAAUUGUAAACACAAUCCGAAUUUUACGUUAACAAUUGAUAAAAAUUAUAAUAGGUGAUUAUUCGUUUAUUUGGUCUUGUCGCGUUAUUAAUACCAGUAUCAGUCCCUAUCGUCAAAAGAUUUAUGCUGAAAAUGUCGUUGGUAGAGUACGAUUCAAGCAGCAGUGACGGCAGUGAGGAAUGUGAAGAUAGUUACGAGCAUUCAGAGGUAAUGCCAUCCAAGGGAAAGUUUAUUAUGAAGGAAGACCUAGCAAAAGAGCACGCAAGCACAAAGAAUUGUUCCCUUCUACUUCCUAUGCCUAAGAAAGAAGUUGAAACUCAACAGGUUUCGCCCUGCACUGAUAUAAAACUAGCGCUUAGUAAAUUACCUCCGGUUAAGAUCGCAAAAAUGGAGAAUAAACAAAUAGUUGAAUUAGAUGAUGAAUUUCUCCACAGGAAAGAUAAGUUGUUACAUAAUUCACCAAUGGUAAAACCUACACUUAAUCCUUCAACAAAAUGUCCAAAUCCAGUCAAAAUAAUGAUACCUUCAAUAAAAGAUUUUGAUGACGUUAAUGGAGAAUUAGCUUGCAAGGCUAAAUGUAAACAGCAAUCAUUAGCAAAUCUUAGUAAACGAUCUGGUCUCUUAAGCAUCCUUCCGAAACCCAAGUCGGAACUGGGCUUUACAAAAUCAUUACCACAUAAGGCAAUUACAUCGCCUGAAGUAAGUAGGCCAAUUGCGCCUGCUUUUAUACCCGACACGGUAGCAAGAGCGCGACCAGCUUCCAAUACAGAAAAUAUCGACGGUAGAAAUGUUCGAAGUUUACAAACAUCUAUGAAGGCUAGCAAAAGUUGCAGCGAUAAUGAAGCCAGCGACGAAGAAGCUACGAACGAAAAUUCAAUUACGGAUUUCUUUUCUCUUGAACGCAACGAAAAGCUUCCUAAAGUCUGCACCAAUGAAAUUAAUGCAAUGGUGGCUAAGAGGGCGGCCGAGAUCGUUGAGAGCGCAAAUAAACAUUGCAGGCGUGAAAUUUCAACUGCAAAAGAGCCUAAAGAAGAGCAAGGCGAACUGGAAUUGGAACACGCAUCAGUUAACAAGGAAAAACUCGACGCGAUGGAAGCGAUAAAAGCCUUAGCAGGCAGCAGUAUUAAGCGCAAACGUUAUGAAUUGGAAGAUAUUCAAAUGACCGAUCUAACCAGUGAGCAGGUGUUGCCAAAUCGAGAUGAAUGGAUGCGCACAGCCUUAGCCUCAUCUACAACAUAUCAAUCAACGGGUGUUCUCGUAGAUGAGGAACCGGCAUCCGGCACCCGACGCAAGCAUCAAAUAACAUAUUUAGCGCAUAAGGCCAAAGCAAAUGAGGCAGAAUUACAGGCGAUGUGGGCAGCGAAUCGCCAAACACGUCGAGCCACCCAAAAUAAAUACGGUUUCUAAACUUAAGUUACAUCUGUAUGUAUUUACACUUAAACGUAGGAUAAUUCUCUUAAAAUUCAUUUUAUACGAAAAAUAUA